This is a messenger RNA of Drosophila arizonae, 1874 nucleotides long. It is a transcript of the gene betaTub65B, whose product is annotated as beta-Tubulin at 65B. Gene Ontology annotation, cellular component: microtubule. Gene Ontology annotation, molecular function: GTP binding; GTPase activity; structural constituent of cytoskeleton. The record is from RefSeq and is a predicted model, not a curated record. Lineage: Eukaryota; Metazoa; Arthropoda; Insecta; Diptera; Drosophilidae. Gene Ontology annotation, biological process: microtubule-based process.
AAAAUUUGUUUUGUUUUUUUUUUAAUUUUGCUUGAAAUUGAUUGUUUUCGUUUUUCGAAGCACUGAGAGACUGUGGAAUGAACCGCGAAGCAGCCACAGCAUGCAGAUGACAGAGUUAAAUUAGGCAGUAAACAAAACUACAAGCACUUUCGGCCAAAUCAAAUACAAAAUUCAAUUGUUCAAGGUAAGCGUUAAGUUGAGGCAGGACRGGACAGGACAGGACAGGGCAGGGCAGGACCGGCGAAGCGAGCAGCUCAGCAGAGGGUAAAGGGCAGAGGGCAGAGGGAUGCGCGAAAUUGUGACGCUGCAGAUUGGGGGCGCUGGCAAUGCCAUUGGCGAUGCGUUCUGGCAUGUGAUCUCGCAUGAGCACGGCGUGGACUAUGCGUCGGGUCGCUUUGGCGGCACCAGCCAACUGCAACUGGAGCGGAUCAAUGUGUUCUUCAAUGCAACGGCCAGCAAGCGAUUCUAUGCCCGAUCCAUACUCAUCGACACGGAGGCGAGCACCGUACAGCGCCUCAGCUCCAGCAGCCAGCUGUAUCGGCCGGAGAAUUUUGUGGCCGGCAGCGAGAGCGCCGGCAACAACUUCGCGCGCGGCUAUCACACGGACGGAGCGGCCAUCCUCGACCAGGUGCUGGACAAUACGCGACGCGAGGUGGAGUCCGUGGACUCGCUGCAGGGCUUCCAGCUGCUGCACUCGAUUGGCGGCGGUACCGGCUCCGGCCUGACGUCGCUCAUCAUGGAGGCCCUGGUGCAGCAGUACCCGGACAAUCUGCUCUGCAACUAUGUGACCAUUCCCUCGCCGAACAUGUCCCAGGUGGUGGUCGAGCCGUACAAUGCGCUGCUCAGCAUUCCGGCGCUGGUGAACAACUCACAUCUGACGUUCUGUCUGGACAACGAGGCGCUCUUCCAGAUCUGCAAUCGCAAUCUGAAGAUCCAGAUGUCCGGGCACGAGCACAUCAAUCACAUUGUCGCCCUCACCAUGUCGGGCAUAACCACCUGUUUGCGUUUUCCCGGCCAGCUGAACGCCGGCCUGCGUAAGAUCUAUGUGAAUAUGGUGCCCUUUCCCCGUCUACACUUCCUCAUACCGGGCUUCGCGCCGCUGGUCACCUGCAAGCAGCAGCAGUUCAGCAAGGGCACCGUCGCCGAGCUGGUGCAGCAGAUCUUCUCCAGCAACAAUCUGCUCUGCGCCGUCGAUCUGCGCAAGGGCAAGCUGCUGACGGCCGCCGGCAUCUUCCGCGGCCGCAUGUCGCCCCGCGAGGUCGACCAGCUGAUGACCGGCGUGCGCAACAAGAAUAUCAACAACUUCGUCGACUGGAUACCGAACAACAUCAAGACGGCCAUCUGUGACAUUCCGCCGCGUGGGCUGAAGAUGUCCGCCACCUUCAUUGGCAACACGACGGCCAUUCAGACGCUGUUCCAGCGCCUGCUCGAUGGCUCCAUAGCGAUGCUGCGCCGCAAGGCCCAUCUGCAUUGGUACACCGGCGAGGGCAUGGAGGAGCGCGAGUUCACCGAUGCCCAGGAGGAGCUGCAGAACAUCAUCGAGGACUAUCGCGGCAGUGGCGACAGCGGCGAGGGCGGCGGCGGUGGCGGAGGCGGCGGCUCCAAUGAUAACGAUAGCAUGGACGAGGCCGCUGCCAAUGGACCCCAAUGCACCUACUGUGCGGAAUGAGCCGUAAUCCAUUGUUGUUGUUGUGUGGCAUUCCGCUGUGCUUGGGUCGAAUCUCUUGGCUAACACUUGGCAAUUGGCCGUUGACUCGACAUUUCAAUUCAAUCCGAUUCAAUCCAAUUCAAAUGAUGCACUGCAUCCUAUUUAUAGCCGGCCAAAGUUCGAUGCGUUUAGAGUUCAGCGCACCAGCCAGUGCUGAUGUGUAUUA